UACGCGCAGUUCGUGGUUGCGCGACCAUUGAAACGGACAAGUUUCUACCGUCAUUCGGUCCCGUAAGGGUUUCAGAAGCGUUGGUGUUAGCGUAGCGGAUAGUAAGGAGGAGAUUGAAAUAUCACGUACAUAUUCGAGAGUGAAGCAACUGCUGCAUUGUAAUUGAAAAUGUUCACCGGUUUAACGAAUCAGGUGUCUACAUGGAUGGGGAAGAAGGCGGAAGACGCCGGCACGGAACUGCCGGCUGAUGAAAAGAUUGCCGCAACUACCGAAGGAGAAGACGUAGAUAGGAAAGAUAGCCCGACCAAAGGUAGCAGCAAAUUGGAUAUGCUGGUUGGCGUAAAAUCCCAGAUGACCGGCUGGUUCAGCGGAGGAAUCCUGAGUCGUGGCAUGACGCAGCCUGCCGAGGGUGAAGCACAGGCUGCUAAGACCGUGAACGGGGCCCAGGCCCAGGCCCAGGCCCAAGUGGCGCCGAGCACCGAGGGCACCGUCGAACAGACGAAAGACGACGAUGCCAGCAGCGCAACUAGCGGAGCCGAUAGUGGUCCCGUGAGCUUAGAAGGUUCUCCAUCCGAGGACAAGGAGCAGCAGGCAUUCGGCGGAGUCUCAACGAAAGCACUGGCAGGUGCUAAGACCCUGGGCGGAUUUUUGUACAGCGCCGUGAACAAGGCUGGAAAGACCGUGGUGGAGGCUGGAGCGAAGAUCAAGAAGACCGUCGAGGAGAACAGAUUGGUCGCCGAGCUGAACAAAGAACAGGAGGCUUUCAUUGCCAACAAGCACACCGAAAAGGGUGAGGCCGUCGCACCGUGGGUCGGUGCACCGAACGAGGACAUACUACGCGAAGAAUGCUUAUCUCUGUCGACGGAUCAACGCAACUUCCUGAAGUCGCCGCCAAAGGAAGUCGAUUUCCCGUGGGACUUCGAGGCCGUGCAACCGAUGGCACAGGCCACUCUCGCCCUGGAUCCGAAUUUGGAGAACAUGAGGUUCCAGCUGGUGCCGAAAGUAAUAUCAGAAGAGAAUUUCUGGCGGAACUACUUCUACCGGGUGUCGGUACUCCGUCAGAGCCACGAGCUGAACACGAUGGCCAACCAGGCGGAGAACAACCUGAACCAGAGCUCCGCCGGAACCGUGGAUCAAGCUGAAGUUCAAGUGACCACUGGCCAGGAAAGCAGCGGAUCCGUGAUGACCGGAAGUAACAGCGCGUUGGCCGAUUCGCCGGGCCACGAAUUCGUGUCCGAUAGCAUGAGGGUCUCGGACACGGACCUCGAAGAGGUCCGCGAGGGCAUGAAAAAGCUGGGGAUGCAGCCACCUAAAGCCUAAGAAGAGGAGAAUCCCCCGAUAAAAAGCAUUAUCCAAAGCACACCCCUCAGAAAAUAAAUACGACAAGCUUCUUUCCCCGUCUCGAAGACCGACGUUGAGCUUUUCGGUUCUCGUCCACGAUCUCCUCGAACCCUCCUUCUCUUUUUUCUUUUCUUCUACUUCUUCUUUUUCUUAUUCUUACUCUUCUUCUUCUUCUUCUUCUUAGUCUUCUUUUCGAUGCCACCCGUGGUCGAGUCGCUCAGAGACCACGCUCGGCCACGCGGGGAGACCUUCUCACGGGACGAUCGGUCGUCCCGCGAUUUUGCUUCCACCCCCGCGUUUUGCUUUCUUCGUCAUGCCUUGUUUUUUCGUUUCUGUUCUGUUCCCCUCUUUCGUUCUCCAUCCACCCGCAGCAACCCCGAUGCGUCGACGCGAUCUCGUGCCACGCGCGUAAGUGACCGACCAGCGAUCCUAGGGGGCGCUUUUCACCACGCGCGGUUUCCGUUAUCGUUACUCUAGUUGUCGUCGAUGUUUGCUUGCCGUCGUGUUCGUUGUCGAUUAUUCGUCACUGUGGUACGUCGAUGUCCGUUGGUCGCCCGGGCCCGGUCCCGGCUGGACGACCCGGCGACCACCCCUUUUUAAUUUCCGCAAAUUUACCAGACGCGUUCGAGAAAGAAGGGAGAGGGAAAUGGGAGUGAAGAAAUGAAAGGGAGUGAUAGAGAGGCAGAGGGAGAGGUGGGGAAAUAGACGAAUAAGGGACGAAUAAGCAGCGUUCUAGGUGACACGUCGGACUUGAAACGUGAUAAAUGGAGAAAAAAGGAAAGAAAAACAUUAAAAUAAUAUAAAAUAAAGUAAAGUAAAAUAAAGUAAAUUAACGUAUAAUAAAAUAACGCGUAAAUCGAUGAUAGCGAGUAGUGACACGCGACUAAUUGACACGCAUGCUGAGGGGAGAGCAAGAGAGAGCGAGCGCGAGUGAAAGAGUGAGAGAGCAAGAGGUAGAGAACGUGUGUAGGUGCGCGAGGGAGAGGAAGAAUGAGAGGAACGCUUCUUCCGAGGAGAGAACGCGGUAGAGAGGGUAAGAAUAAUGAUAAAAAAAAAUACUAAGUAAAUAAUGAACCUUUGGUAAAAAACGAAAUGAAGAACACGAAAAAAAAGAGAAAAAAAAAUAUAUAUAUAUACACGCAAAUGAAAAAUCGUAUAAAACCACAAGCAGAGAUAAAACUCGAUUAAAUGUCUGUAUGUCUGUCCGUUUGUCUGUCGUCUGUCUGUCUUCGUUCUUAAUCAAUAAAUAUUGUCUCUUGUCGAUUCUCUCCGUGUUGUAAAACGUUAAACGAAGCAUUAAACGCAUAACGCAACGGAAGCGAGAAAGCGAGAAAGCGAGGACGGAAAGGGCGAGGAAACAUGGCGAGGAAUCGAAGAGGGUGGCGUGUACCGUGAAGAGAAGGGAAGGACGACGCGAAAUUGUGGCUCUUGGGGGAAAGCGGAGCGCUCUUUCGCGAGUUUCACGCGAAUUUUCGCGUAUUUUUGCGAAAUUUUACGAUCACAGCAGUUUCUCGAACGCGCGAGGAACGAAUAGCCGAACGAAUGAGACGCGCCUGCUGAUCACAGUCGGUAUCUUCUUUUCAAGCGAGAAAAAAGGAAAAUAAUUUGUUUCAAGAAUAAGGGAAAAAA
Messenger RNA from Eufriesea mexicana, 2970 nucleotides. It is a transcript of the gene Sap47, whose product is annotated as Synapse-associated protein 47kD. Gene Ontology annotation, cellular component: cytoplasm; synapse; nucleus. NCBI's taxonomy places the organism in Eukaryota, Metazoa, Arthropoda, Insecta, Hymenoptera, Apidae. Gene Ontology annotation, biological process: TORC2 signaling; regulation of short-term neuronal synaptic plasticity. The transcript has 9 exons. Bases 169 to 1320 code for a protein of 383 amino acids. The record is from RefSeq and is a predicted model, not a curated record.